UAGCAUAUAAUUUGUUUGGCUGCUGUUGCUUGCUCACACCCAGAGGUUUGCUGUCUGCUGGUAAAUGUGUUGUARACUGGCAUGGAUGAACAAAAACACAGUCCAUCUAUAUCUAAAGACAGUGAUGUGCUCUUAGAGAUGGAACCACGAAAUACCGACGGUGAUGCCAGUAACUUUGGGCUUCAAUUCAACGAUGGCGCCAAGGACAUUCAUUAUAUUCUUGUGUAUGAGCGAUGCGAAGAGACCGAAAACAAAGAUGAAAAUUCCAAAGCUAAAGCAGAAAAUAAUGAAAAGGAACGKGAAAACUUUGAGAAAGAGAUUGUCAGCGAAGGACUUGAAAUUGAACGACGAACAAUCGAGCUUCCUGGGGUAAGUUUUAUUGCCUCUUUCAAAAUCAUAACGGUCAUUCCAUGAAAGAACUCUUAAGUACCUCACUUACUAGGUUAUCACCAGACUAUCUUGAAACUGCCUCCCAAUAUWCAAAGGCCAAAGCCUACAUAGAUGAUUAAUUUUCGCUAUUCGAUGUUUGAGAUAAUCAUAAUUUUCUCAUUUUGUCAGGAUACUUUUGAGUUUCUUUGAUCGUCAAUCAGCCGUAUAGUAUCCCAAACAGAAACGAUU
Exaiptasia diaphana is the source of this 618-nucleotide messenger RNA. RefSeq lists its product as uncharacterized. The transcript has a single exon. The coding region runs from base 82 to 414 and encodes 110 amino acids. The record is from RefSeq and is a predicted model, not a curated record. NCBI's taxonomy places the organism in Eukaryota, Metazoa, Cnidaria, Anthozoa, Actiniaria, Aiptasiidae. Gene Ontology annotation, molecular function: protein dimerization activity.